AAUCUUUUACCACUAAUUUCAGGAUUUACAAAGCAGUAUUCAUGCCAAAGUAUUUGAAGACUUGGUGAAAUUUGUUAGAAAUUCUGGCGAGGAGAGUUGCACCAUAAAUGCUUCGACUAGAGGUGGUAAAUCAGUGGAAGGCCAGAGAGAUAUACCUACAGCAUGCUUAGUAACGGGUGUAAACAUGCCAGACCACGAUGCAGUGUUUAGCAGUUUAGUUGGCCUUCUGGUUGAAGGGGUUACACCACACAUUGCACAGCUUCGAAGUAGAGAAUGCACCACUCUUAGAGGUGCCAUUCAUAAGAUGAUCACACAGCUGAUGGGUCAGAAUGACUUGGUAGAUCUUGAUUUUGAAGAUGAAAUGAUGAAAGUACCAUCCAUUAAGAGGACUCAGGUUAAUAUGGCUGUAUUAACUUCAUGGUAUCAGGUAAGAUAAUAGUUAUUACUACUCAUCUUGUUAA
This is a messenger RNA of Procambarus clarkii (red swamp crayfish), 461 nucleotides long. The record is from RefSeq and is a predicted model, not a curated record. NCBI's taxonomy places the organism in Eukaryota, Metazoa, Arthropoda, Malacostraca, Decapoda, Cambaridae.